CCGGGCCACACCAUCCUACGGGGAUAUGUCAACAACAAAAAGUCUUAUUCGAGGGGGAAUUCUUAUGCACGUUCUGGUCUCCACGGCUGUCCAUGCCCACAAAUUAAACUGUUGGCUUCUCUAGGGAAUAGUUUCAUUAUACUUUAGUUUAUCAUGGCCUUUACCAUGCUUCGGCCGGUGGCAACUUACCCCUUCUCCUCAUAUCCUCCUGACUUCAACAUGAUGUCGGACGACGAGGGGAAUCGCAGCGGGAGCGACGCCAGCUCGGACCAGAGCUAUGGAUGCUGUGCCUCUUCAGAGAAGACUUGUCGGAAGAUUUCCCGCGUGGUGGGAGUCGGUGGGGUUGUUGUGGUCAAACAGCGCAACACAGCCAACGCCAGGGAGCGAGACCGGACCCAAAGCGUCAACACCGCCUUCACCGCGCUCCGGACACUCAUACCCACAGAGCCGGUGGACAGAAAGCUCUCCAAAAUUGAAACGCUCCGGUUGGCGUCCAGCUACAUCUCGCACUUGGCCAACAUUCUUGUAAUUGGGGACGGGUGCGAGGAUGGGCAGCCGUGCUUGAGUGCAGUGUAUCGCGUGCAAGGAGAUGGCGAGGGGAAGCAACCCAGAACAAUCUGCACCUUUUGCUUGAGCAACCAGCGGAAAGGGGGGAAAGAUGGUCGGGGUUGUCUGAAAAUGCAUGCAACCCGUGCACUACGAAUGAGCCGAAGAUAGACAACUCUCAAAUUCCAAGGAUGGUUUAGUUCAAGUCCGCACCUCAGGGAAAAACUCCAGCUAUCACACCUACUCCUACACAGACCGACAUAGGCCAGAAUGCCUUCGAACUGCGGAAAAAGACUGUAAAGAAUAUGACUGUCAAAAAAAUAAUGUUCCUCUCAUAAUGCUGGUUUGGUGAAAUGUGAUUUUGGAGGAACAAAUUAGACUAUUUGGUUGCCUUUUCAACACCAUUUUGUAUUUUGCGUUGAAAUUAAAUAUAUUUUUACAUAGUU
Oncorhynchus gorbuscha (pink salmon) is the source of this 992-nucleotide messenger RNA. Its product is annotated as transcription factor 15-like. The record is from RefSeq and is a predicted model, not a curated record. Bases 154 to 717 code for a protein of 187 amino acids. Gene Ontology annotation, biological process: regulation of transcription by RNA polymerase II; developmental process. Lineage: Eukaryota; Metazoa; Chordata; Actinopteri; Salmoniformes; Salmonidae. The transcript is spliced from 2 exons. Gene Ontology annotation, molecular function: DNA-binding transcription factor activity, RNA polymerase II-specific; RNA polymerase II transcription regulatory region sequence-specific DNA binding; protein dimerization activity.